AUGCAGUUCAACGCUGUUGUCCUCGCCCUUGCCGCCUUCGCCUCCGUUGCAAUGGCUGCUCCGAAGGCAGACCACCCCUUCCCUAAAAUUGAUGAGGUGGAAAAACUGUUCCCUGGCGCCAAAGCGAGCUUCAACAACAUGGCUGCCGGCCAGCUCAAGGAGAGGGCUAUCAGCGGCUGUCUAUAUCAUGGCAAGGACACGUGCAUCCAGUGCAAUGCUACCUGCUGUGGGUUUGAUCAAGUUUAA
This is a messenger RNA of Phialemonium atrogriseum, 246 nucleotides long. RefSeq lists its product as uncharacterized. The record is from RefSeq and is a predicted model, not a curated record. Bases 1 to 246 code for a protein of 81 amino acids. The transcript has a single exon. NCBI's taxonomy places the organism in Eukaryota, Fungi, Ascomycota, Sordariomycetes, Cephalothecales, Cephalothecaceae.